AAGGCGGCUCAUCUGGUCACUAUGUAUGCUACGAGCGUGAACUGGUUAGAAUAAACGUUGAUAAACGUGAACGUUCGAAAGACUGUGUUUUCUAUACAAGAAUCUUCCAGUAACCCAUAACAAAAAUGGGUGAACUCGUUUGGGGAAUAAAAAAUGGUGAUUUGGAGCAAGUGCGGGAUAUCGUUGAAAAUAAGGAUAUUGACGUUAAUCAAAUGAUUGAUGGAAGAACACCACUGCACUAUGCAGCCGAUUAUGGUCAAAGUGAAGUGAUCAGAUACCUUUUGGAAAAGGGUGCAAAUGUUAAUGCUACAGACAAGCAUGGUAUAACAACAUUAUUAGCAGCAAUUUGGGAAGGACAUACGAAUUGUGUGAAAUUAUUAUUAGAAAAGGGAGCUAAAUCAGAUGGAUUAACGCCACAUGGAAUCAGUUACUUGGACGCUGCUGAAAAAGAAGAGAUCAAAUGGCUGCUUAAACUUCACUAACAUAAAGCCAAACAGGAUACAGAGCGAUAAUUUUGUUAUUUUAGUAUUUUAAUGUUCCUCAUAGGAGUAUUACAAUUGCUUUGUCUUAAUUUCUUGCAUAUAACUAGACUAUCAUAUUUAUGCACUUUAAAUUAAAAAAAUAUAGAUACACGAAUGUAGUUUUAUAAUAAUAUAUUGCACAUCUGGAGCAUAUAAUCAUGAACUCAUACUCUUACAUGGUUAUUCUUAGGGAUGCAAAGUAUCUAUAAUUUCAGCUUUAAAGUAGUAUAUCAUACAGGUUCUUUUGUAAAACCAACAGGAACAAAUUUAUUUUUAAAGCAUGUAACCACAUAUAGCAAAAAAUAUUUUGAUACAUUCGUAAGAAGCAGCAUCAUAUUUUAAAUAUGUGUUAUUAAUUUAUGUACGUUACGAAUUUUUUUAUACAUUUUUUUAUGAACUACAAUCGAAACAAUAAUUCCGCUUUAUUUUAAUAUUUUUGCGAGAAAGUUAUUAUAAAUAUACAAAAUACUAAAUACUCGAUACGAGAUAUACUUACAUAAUUUAACUAAGUUUCAAGAAAGACAUGUAUAAAUUAUAGAAUGAGUUUAAAGAGCUAUCUUUAUGGUACUAAUUACUUGACAUGUCGUAAGAGGUUUUAAAGGUGUACAAUAAUCAAAAAUAAUAAGCCAAUGCAUCAUUGUUAUGUA
Colletes gigas is the source of this 1168-nucleotide messenger RNA. Its product is annotated as myotrophin-like. Gene Ontology annotation, biological process: regulation of barbed-end actin filament capping. The transcript is spliced from 3 exons. NCBI's taxonomy places the organism in Eukaryota, Metazoa, Arthropoda, Insecta, Hymenoptera, Colletidae. Bases 126 to 482 code for a protein of 118 amino acids. Gene Ontology annotation, molecular function: protein binding. The record is from RefSeq and is a predicted model, not a curated record. Gene Ontology annotation, cellular component: nucleus; cytoplasm.